AUGGCAGGCGGCAGACCAGGAGCCAAGUGGGUAGUGGUGUACAAGAAUGGGGAUCCCUUAUUCCCAGGCCGCCAGCUGCUGGUGACUCAGCGGCGCUUCCCCACCCUGGAGACCUUCCUCUGUGAGCUGACCUCAGUUGUGCAGGCCCCAGUGGCUGUGCGUGCCCUCUACACACCCUGUCAUGGCCACCGGGUCACUGACAUGGCAGAGCUGCAGGAUGGAGGGCAGUACGUGGCUGCUGGCUUCGAGCGAUUCCACAAGCUCCAUUAUUUCCCCCCUGGAGGGAAGGAUCCAGGCAAAAAGAGCAACAGACCACAAGGUCCUCCUGUGAGUCACCACAUAUGUGAUGGGACCCUUGGACGGCAGCUCCCUGCGGGUGCUCCCUGCCACAUUCGUGUGUUCAGGAAUGGGAACCUGUUAAGCCCCCCAUUUAGCUUGAAGCUAUCCCAGGCUGCCAGGGAGGACUGGGAAACAGUGUUGAAGCUCCUGACUGAGAAGGCCAAGUUGCAGAGUGGGGAUGUAAGCAGACUCUGCACCCUGGAGGGGCUCCCACUGUUUACAGGGGCGGCUCUGGUGAGCGGCCAUUACUAUGUGGCGGUCGGAGAGGAGGAGUUCAAGGCCCUCCCCUACCUAGAGUUGCUGGUGCCCAGCCCCGCCCUGCCAAAGGGCUACUGGCAUCCCCCAGACCAGAAGUCUAGGAUCCAAAGGCAGGAGGCCCAUGGUCACAGGGCACAAGCAACCCAGCCCACUCCAAAGGAGCCAGCUCAAGCUGAACCAUCUGCUUUGUAUGCCAGACCUCAGGAGGCCACCCAGCUGAGAAACAGACUCCCCCUUCUCUCAUGUUCCUCAGGAGUCAAGGGAGUAUAUGGGGCUCCCCACCCAAGGAGGGAGACAGUAGGCACCCAGGAAGUAGCAGAUGAUGACGAUACUCAGACAGAGGAGCCCUGGGAUCAGAGGGCAGCACAGAUGGUAGAAGAGGCCUUGCUCCUGGGAAAUGACUAGCUGGGGCCUGAGGCAGCUAUUUUAGCCUCAGCCCCUGCACUGCCAUCUUGA
Messenger RNA from Chrysochloris asiatica (Cape golden mole), 1053 nucleotides. RefSeq names its product doublecortin domain containing 2B (gene DCDC2B). The transcript is spliced from 9 exons. NCBI's taxonomy places the organism in Eukaryota, Metazoa, Chordata, Mammalia, Afrosoricida, Chrysochloridae. Gene Ontology annotation, cellular component: microtubule; microtubule organizing center. The record is from RefSeq and is a predicted model, not a curated record. Gene Ontology annotation, biological process: intracellular signal transduction.